Messenger RNA from Dunckerocampus dactyliophorus (ringed pipefish), 2950 nucleotides. Its product is annotated as serine/threonine-protein kinase 4-like. The record is from RefSeq and is a predicted model, not a curated record. Lineage: Eukaryota; Metazoa; Chordata; Actinopteri; Syngnathiformes; Syngnathidae. Gene Ontology annotation, cellular component: cytoplasm. Gene Ontology annotation, molecular function: protein serine/threonine kinase activity; ATP binding. The transcript is spliced from 11 exons. Bases 399 to 1892 code for a protein of 497 amino acids. Gene Ontology annotation, biological process: protein phosphorylation; intracellular signal transduction; regulation of MAPK cascade.
CUUCCUGCAUCUGGUCUCUUCCUGGUUCCUCCAAAGUGUCUCAGCACUGUUCAACAAGUCCUAGUUUGUCCCCACACUGGAGGAGCAUGGACACGCUAACAAGAGGACCGUGUCCGAGAGGGACGACGUGCACUCUUGGAGCACCUCGUCUUAAGAUAUGAGGAGCACACUGGAGCUUUUUCACGACCAGCGGGCGACGCUGAUGUAAAACUAGCUGCUAGCCACUUAGCAACGCUACCAGCUAGCAUCCCAGCGGGCUAGCCGCUAGACCCCUAACUCACCAGCUGUUAGCCACUUAGCAGGACGCUGCCUUGCGAUUGGUAUCGCGAGUCCAAUCGGGACAAAGUCAACGAGUUUGUCUGGAGCCUUUCGAAGAAGAACUUGAGCUGACGACGAGCAUGGAGAACAACGACAAAGUACAGAUGCGGAACCAUCCUCGCAGACAGCUGAAGAAGCUGAGUGAGGACAGCCUCACCAAGCAGCCAGAGGAAGUGUUUGACAUCCUGGAGAAGUUGGGUGAAGGGUCGUACGGCUGUGUGUUCAAGGCACAUUACAAGCAGACAGGAGAGAUUGUGGCCAUAAAGCAAGUCCCUGUGGAGUCUGACCUGCAGGAGAUAAUCAAGGAGAUCUCCAUCAUGCAGCAGUGCAACAGUCCACAUGUGGUGCGCUACUACGGCAGCUACUUCAAAAACAGCGACCUGUGGAUCGUCAUGGAAUACUGCGGGGCGGGAUCCGUAUCUGAUAUCAUCCGAAUACGCAGCAAGCCGCUCACGGAGGAGGAGAUCGCCACCAUCCUGCAGUCGACUCUGAAAGGUUUGGAAUAUCUUCACUUCAUGAGGAAAAUCCACAGAGACAUAAAGGCGGGAAACAUCCUGCUCAACACGGAGGGUCAGGCCAAGCUGGCCGACUUUGGCGUCGCCGGUCAGCUAACUGACACCAUGGCCAAGAGAAACACCGUGAUCGGCACGCCGUUCUGGAUGGCUCCGGAGGUUAUCCAGGAGAUCGGCUACAACUGCGUGGCCGACAUCUGGUCUCUGGGAAUAACAGCCAUCGAGAUGGCUGAGGGGAAGCCGCCCUACGCUGACAUUCACCCCAUGAGGGCUAUCUUCAUGAUCCCUACCAAUCCUCCCCCAACAUUCCGGAACCAUGAUCUGUGGUCGCCGCAAUUCCAGGACUUUGUGAGUCAGUGCUUGGUGAAGAACCCAGAGAGCAGGGCCACCGCCACACAGCUGCUGCAGCAUCGCUUUAUCAAGUCGGCCAAGCCCAGCACCAUCCUCAGACCGCUCAUCACCGAUGCCAUGGAGAUCAAGCUGAAGCGACAGGAGGAGGCCGAGCACAGAGAACAGGAUGCCGACGAUGACGACAAUUCGGAAGAGGACGAAGUCGACCAGGGGACCAUGGUGAGGGCAGGGCCGGGCAACUCUGGCACCAUCCGUGCGGUCGGCUCGCUGACUGAUUCGCCUAGCGGGACAUCGGGCACCAUGAUCGAACACGACGACUCGGGAACCAUGCAGUCACAGCUCGGCACCAUGGUCAUCAACUCUGAUGACGAGGAUGAAGAGGAAGCCGGCACCAUGAAAAGAAGGGACGAGAGCACGCAGCCCGUCAAGCCGUCGUUCUUGGAAUACUUCGAGCAGAAGGAGAAGGAGGCUCACAGUCAGAAUGGAGGAGGAAGAGGAGGAGAUCACCCUGCAGACUACCGCAAAAUGCCCACUGAAGGAGAUCUGGAAGUGGUCAGCUCGUGGUCGGUGGAGGAGCUCCGUCAGCGUCUGGCUUCGUUGGACCCGCAGAUGGAGCAAGAGAUCGAGGAGAUCCGCCAGCGGUACCAAGCCAAGAGGCAACCCAUCCUGGACGCCAUCGAGGCCAAGAAGAGGCGGCAGCAGAACUUCUGAGAGGCAUCACUCUCUAUGUUUCUGACUCUAUGAUUGACAGCUCUCUGGACAGGUGAAGACUUGAACCAGGACACGAAACAGAAUCAUGGUACGCUGGUGGCGCCAUGUCGCCCCCCCACCUCAUGCACCAGAAUGUAGCACCAGCUGUUCUUACUCUUAGUUUUGAUGACGACCACCAUCUUGUGAGCUUUCCUCAGAGCUUUGGACCAUCAGGUGGUCAUUCCUCAGGGCGUGUGUGUAUAUUAUGUAAGUUAUGAAACAUGCAGCAUGCUUUCUUUUCAAUGGUAAACACAACAAAUAGCUUCUAAUUUGACAUGCGGAUAAAGUCUUGAAAAAGGGAAAUAAUGUUAAAUAAGACGAGUUUCAUCACUUUAAGGCCAUGUCUCUGUCAGUACACUUCAGUAAGUACACUGUGUGCUUAGUUCCUGAGUGCACAAAUUUUGAGUGUAAUGCUGUCCCAAACUCAUCAUUGACCUUACACACUUCAGAGUUAGCCACUGUGUCUCACCUUCGUGUUGAUAGUUCCUCCCUACCCUUUCACUAUGUAGCCAAGUUGGUGACUAUUGAGAGUGGCAAGUGUCCACAAGGACUAACGUGAAUAAUGGCAGCUAAGGAGCAACCCGUAGUGAAGACAAGUAGUUAAUAGAAGAAGAAGUGGGUAAGUAUUGCGAUGGUCAUUUUUGGUAAGUGCGCAAUGACUGUGUUGGAUUUGGGACAGCACUACACUGUCUACACAGUAUACUUAUUGAAGUGUACAGAUGGAAGUAUUCCAUUUGAGACACGGCCCAAGUCAGAAACACUGGAUUAACGUAACAAAUGUAGAGGCCGCCGUGCACGAGCAGCGACAAAGCUGAGCAAUAUGGCGUCCUUGUGUUUGGAACUGGUAAACGUGAGUGUGGCGCGUUCUAGUCAGCCAUUUUGACUGGUUUGAUGUGACGAAGGGAAGUCCUUUCUAAAACUUGUGCUUUGCUGCGUUUGGUGGAAAUGUUGCUGCCUUAAAACUGCUGCUGAUGUUUGAUGUCUUUUUAUUUGUGGAAAGAAUAAACACAAAUCUUCCA